UCUAUGCUCCAGCUACUACUACUCUCUCUCCCUCUCUCUCUCUCUCGUCUUUAGUGUACUCCAGUUUCUUGUGUACGCACAAACAAAAGUAUACAAAAGGGUUCCUUUUUUCACCGAAAAGAGCUCUGCUUUCUCGGUCAGAUCACUUCUUAUCUGGGGAGGCUUCAUGUGUAUUGUGCAGUUUCCAUUCACACCAAUUAUCACAUCCAGAAAAGGUUCUCUGGUUUUGUGGUUCUUCACUCAGCUGCACUCCACAUUCUGCAAAUUGUUCCAAGAAAGAAGUUUGCUUUGGAAAAUGGAGGACAUGGGUUGUUAAAGACUUGUGCCCAAAGGUCUUUUUGUUCAUCUGGGGAGUGUUCUUUCUUGGGAUUUUGAUCUUCUUGUGCUUUAGGUCUAAAAUGGGCAGAAUUUAUGGGGUGCACUUAAUGGUGUUACUUUUUUUGGGGAUGUUUAUGAGCUCGUUCUGUCAAGAUGAUGAUUCUGAUAACUUCACGGCUGUGUAUAUUGUCACUCUUAGAGAAGUUCCUGCUGCUCAUUACGAAGCUGAGUUGAGAAUGAACAGUAAUGGUAUCAGACAUGGCGGCUCUUCUGAGAGGUUGAACAUUCACAAACACAGAUUUAGAAAUAUUUCAAGAACGGAUAAGAGGUAUAGCUCUUAUAUUGCUCGAGUUCAUGAUUCGCUAUUGAGGAGGGUGUUGAGAGGGGAGAAAUAUCUGAAGCUGUACAGCUACCAUUACUUGAUUAACGGAUUUGCUGUGCUUGUUACCCCAGAUCAGGUUGAUAAGCUUUCCAGGAGGAGAGAAGUAGCAAAUGUGGUUUUGGACUUUUCUGUUAGAACUGCAACCACCCAUACUCCUCAGUUUUUGGGUUUGCCACAAGGAGCGUGGGUCCAAGGAGGUGGAUAUGAAUCAGCUGGAGAAGGGAUGGUCAUUGGGUUUAUUGAUACUGGCAUUGAUCCAACUCACAGUAGUUUUGCUGACAAUACAUCUGAACAUCCAUAUCCAGUUCCAGCACAUUUUUCUGGCAUCUGUGAGGUUACCCGGGAUUUCCCAUCUGGUUCAUGCAAUAGGAAGCUUAUUGGAGCCCGCCAUUUUGCAGCAUCUGCUAUAACCAGAGGUGUUUUCAAUUCAUCACAGGACUUUGCUUCUCCAUUUGAUGGUGAUGGCCAUGGCACGCACACUGCUUCCAUUGCUGCAGGAAACCAUGGAAUUCCAGUGGUUGUUGCUGGGCAUCAUUUUGGAAAUGCAAGUGGGAUGGCUCCUCGUUCACACAUCGCUGUUUACAAGGCACUGUACAAAGGCUUUGGAGGCUUUGCUGCUGAUGUUGUUGCUGCCAUAGACCAGGCUGCUCAGGAUGGGGUUGACAUAAUAAGCUUAUCAAUCACUCCCAACAGGCGUCCUCCCGGCGUUGCAACAUUUUUCAAUCCCAUAGACAUGGCAUUACUAUCAGCUGUAAAGGCUGGUAUAUUUGUUGUCCAAGCAGCGGGCAAUACCGGACCAUCACCAAAGAGCAUGUCUUCCUUCAGUCCAUGGAUAUUCACUGUUGGCUCUGCCUCCCAUGACAGAGUCUACAGCAACUCCAUAAUCCUUGGCAACAAUGUCACCAUUCCAGGAGUUGGACUUGCACCGGGAACAGAGAAUGAUACAAUGUACACGCUGAUUUCUGCCGUACAUGCUUUGAACAACGGCACAACAGUGGCAGAUGAUAUGUAUGUGGGUGAAUGCCAAGACUCAAGCAAGUUCAAUCAGGAUUUGAUCCAGGGGAACCUCUUGAUCUGUAGCUACUCAAUCCGGUUUGUGCUUGGGAUCUCCACAGUCAAUCACGCCCUGGAAACAGCCAAAAACCUAAGUGCAGUUGGUGUCGUCUUCUACAUGGAUGCUUUUGUAAUUGGUUUUCAGCUUAACCCAACUCCAAUGAAAAUACCUGGCAUCAUAAUCCCAUCCCCAGAGGAUUCCAAGGUUUUACUCAAAUACUACAAUUAUUCCUUGGAGAGAGAUAUCAUGACAAAGAGAAUUGUCAAAUUUGGGGCACUUGCAACCAUUUGUGGAGGUUUCAAAGCAAACUACAGUAGUUCUGCACCAAAGAUCAUGUAUUACUCUGCUCGAGGACCAGAUCCGGAAGACAAUUUUCUUGAUGAUGCAGAAAUAAUGAAACCCAAUUUGGUAGCUCCUGGAAAUUCUAUAUGGGCUGCUUGGAGUUCGGUUGGCGCAGACUCAGUUGAAUUUCAAGGUGAGAACUUUGCAAUGAUGUCUGGGACAAGCAUGGCUGCUCCUCAUAUUGCUGGGCUUGCUGCACUGGUUAGGCAGAAGUUCCCCAAUUUCAGUCCUUCAGCCAUUGCAUCUGCACUUUCCACAACAGCUUCUCUAUAUGACAAGAAUGGUGGGCCCAUAAUGGCUCAACGUGCUUAUGCGUUUCCAGAUCAAAACCAAUCUCCAGCAACACCCUUUGACAUGGGCAGUGGUUUUGUGAAUGCUACAGCGGCACUGAAUCCGGGAUUGAUUUUUUAUUCCAGUUAUGACAAUUAUAUGUCAUUUCUUUGUGGCAUCAAUGGAUCAGCUCCUGUGGUUUUGAAUUACACUGGUGAGAGCUGUUGGGUUUAUAAUUCUACCAUUGCCGGUGCUGACCUGAACUUGCCAUCAAUAACAAUAGCAAAACUGAACCAGUCUAGAACGGUGCUCAGAUCAGUGACGAACGUUGGUGGAAAUGAAACUUAUAGUGUUGGCUGGAGUGCUCCUUUUGGAGUUUCAGUAAAGGUGUCUCCAGCUCAUUUUUACAUUGCCAGUGGGGAGAAACAGGUCUUAAGUGUAUUCUUCAAUUCUACGGCAAACAGCACCACUGCUAGCUAUGGAAGGAUUGGACUAUUUGGAAAUCAAGGUCAUGUUGUCAACAUUCCUUUGUCAGUCAUUGUCAAAAUCACAUAUAAUACUACUAAAACCUAAAACUUGAGGCUGGUUUGCUUUAUUUAUCUUAGGUUGGUUUUCGUUUUUUGCUUGCAAGAUGUGAUUAACCAAUUUUUUCAUUCAUUGUAUUGUAAAUGUUUGGUCAUGUUAAGUCCUGUAGCAUCUUUUGUGUAGAUACAGUGGUAAUUUUAC
Prunus mume (Japanese apricot) is the source of this 3092-nucleotide messenger RNA. Its product is annotated as Subtilase family protein. Lineage: Eukaryota; Viridiplantae; Streptophyta; Magnoliopsida; Rosales; Rosaceae. Gene Ontology annotation, molecular function: serine-type endopeptidase activity. Gene Ontology annotation, biological process: proteolysis. The record is from RefSeq and is a predicted model, not a curated record.